Messenger RNA from Eruca vesicaria subsp. sativa (arugula), 486 nucleotides. Lineage: Eukaryota; Viridiplantae; Streptophyta; Magnoliopsida; Brassicales; Brassicaceae. The record is from the annotation of a GenBank genome assembly.
AUGGGGAACUGUUUAUUCGGAGGGUUAGGCGACAUGGAAGAGUACUUACCGACCAAAGUCAUAAAACCGGACGGUGGAGUUCUAGAGUUCUUCUCACCCAUCACAGCAGGCUCCGACGAGUUGAAGACUUUUGUCGGAAACUAUCACGUGAGAUCCAACAGCGAGUCCUUGCCAAUGAUAACUCCUUACGGAAUGUCUCUGGAUUACAACCGUAGGGUGUUGAAGAGAUCGUACACAAACGUCUUUUCAAGAAAAACCCGACAUAAGGAGAAGAAGACGAGGAAGCGUAUGAGAAACAAAGGGGAUAUAUGGAAAGUGAAGCUGGUCAUAAACACGGAAGAGCUGCUGCAGAUAUUGUCCGAAGAGGGGAGAACAAACGAGCUUAUAGAGAGUGUAAGAGCCGUGGCCAAGUGUGAAAACGUUGUGGCGUCAAGCAUCACAAGUAGUUCGUCCGAGUUGAACUACUUGUCAGUGGUACAGGUCUAG